This is a messenger RNA of Anopheles bellator, 1276 nucleotides long. Its product is annotated as restin homolog. NCBI's taxonomy places the organism in Eukaryota, Metazoa, Arthropoda, Insecta, Diptera, Culicidae. The transcript has 11 exons. Bases 47 to 1276 code for a protein of 409 amino acids. The record is from RefSeq and is a predicted model, not a curated record.
UUGAUGCUUAUUGUCACCUCAUGUUUGCUGUGCAAUUUGGCGUACAAUGGAGAUCAAUAGUGAACUGAUUCGAAAACGUGCUGAAGUGGCACUAGAAAUCGCCAAAGACCUGCUAGUUGAUGACGACGACAACGACGACGACGGCGGAGAUAUCGAUGAGGAGGAAUAUUGCUGUGGUGAUAAUGACGAAUUAGAGGAGGAAUCGAAAGAAACUGAUCGUGACAGUGGAAUGAAAACGAAUGCCAAGGACGAAAAAACGGAAAACUACAAACACAAGGGAUCGCGGGCAAAAAAAGGUUGGCUGAACACUGUAGCAGGGGUAAUAAUGCGUCCUUUCGGUAGCAAGCUGAAAUGGAACAUCAAUUUUAACCUAGAUGUUCAAGCUUCGAACAAGAACAGCCAAACGAAGGGAAAUUCUAAACGAAACGCUGGUGCUUCAUCUUCCACCGUCAGUCAGCAGCCGACCUCUGCUGAUGCUACAGUCAUAAAAAAUCUUAAAGCGGAGAACAGACGUCUGGGAAAAUUAGCUGAUACGUUUUUAAACGAGUGUAUUCAGUUGAAAACAAAAGCGAGUGAACUUGUAGAGGCUAAAGAGCAACUACUGUCCAGCAGACUUGAACGUGAGCGUUUCGAGAAAGAAAUAAGCGAACUGAAAAGAUGUCGAGAAAGCUUGAUGGCGGAACAUGCUGCUGAGUCCGAACGGCAUCAUGUAACGGUGGCGCAACUCGAAAAGAAGGUCCAAGACACGUGUGCGCAAUUAGCUGAUAUGACCAAAAAGUGCGACGAACUGUGUCGGGUUGGACAGGGUAAAGAUAAAGAGCUUGAUACGCUUACAAAGCAAAGCGAGGCUAUUGCGCAAGAGCUACAGCAAACCACAGAGAAAUACCAGAUUAGGUUUGAUAAUCUAACAGAAAAUCUGUCAAAAAUGGAGAUAGAGAAAGUCGAGAUAACCAAGCGGAAUGCACUCAUCGUGGCAGAGAUAUCACAUAAUUUAGAGCAAAUGGAACGCGGUAAAAAAGAGGCCGAGUCGAAAAUCGUCGCGAUGAAUAACAAAUUGGGUGAGCUACAAAACGAAAAGUAUGAAACACAAAACGACUUAGAGAUGUGCCGGGCACAGAUGCGUGAAAUGCAGCGUGUGGUUGCAGUCUUGGAAUCCACACAAUCGGUCACCACUACCAGCGAGAACAACAAAAAUGGGCUAUACACAUGCCCGCUGUGCAGUGAACAGUUUGAGUCUCUUGCAACCAUGCAGCUCCACGCCGAAGACUGUGGCUAG